AUGCGUUUCUCCAACUUGAUUGCUUCUGCCUCCCUAUUAUCUGCUGCUGCCCUUGCUGCCCCUGCUAACCAUGAACACAAGGACAAGCGUGCUAUAGUCACCACUACUGUUCAGCAACAAACCACUAUCAUUGUUAAUGGUGCCGCCCCAACCCAAGUUGCUGCGGUGCAAGAAAACGCUGUUGCCAAGUCUGCUCCAGCUGCCGCUGCCGUUACCACUUCUUCUGCCGCUGCCCCUGCUGCUGCUGCCGUUACCACUUCUGACAGCAAGUCUCAAGCUUCUGCUGCUGCCGCAUCUCCAGCUUCUGCUGCUACUUCCGCUCACUCUUCUUCUUCCGCUCAGGCUUCAUCCACUGCCUCUUCCAGUGAAGACGUCAGCGACUUUGCCUCUGGUGUCAGAGGUAUCACCUAUACCCCAUACGAAUCCAGUGGUGCUUGUAAAUCUGCUAGCGAAGUUGCUUCUGAUUUAGCGCAAUUAACUGACUUCCCAGUCAUCAGAUUAUACGGUACCGACUGUAACCAAGUUGAAAACGUUUUCAAGGCCAAGGCUUCCAGCCAAAAGCUUUUCUUAGGUGUUUACUAUGUUGACCAAAUUCAAGAUAGUGUUGACGCCAUCAAGUCCGCCGUCGAAUCCUAUGGUUCUUGGAAUGACGUCACCACUGUUUCCAUUGGUAACGAGUUGGUUAACAGUAACCAAGCUACUCCAUCUCAAGUUGGUCAAUACAUUGACACUGGUAGAGCUGCUUUGAAGGCUGCUGGCUACACUGGCCCUGUUGUUUCCGUUGACACCUUCAUUUCCGUCAUCAACAACCCAGAGCUGUGUGACUACUCUGAUUACAUGGCUGUUAACGCCCAUGCUUACUUUGACCAGAACACUGUUGCCCAAGACUCCGGGAAAUGGCUAUUACAACAAAUCCAAAGAGUCUAUACCGCUUGUGACGGUAAGAAGGAUGUUAUCAUCACUGAAUCUGGCUGGCCAUCAAAGGGUGAAACCUACGGUGUUGCCGUUCCAUCUAAGGAAAACCAAAAGGACGCUGUUUCCGCCAUCACUAGCUCCUGUGGUUCUGAUACCUUCUUAUUCACUGCCUUCAACGACUACUGGAAGGCCGACGGUGCCUAUGGUGUUGAAAAAUACUUUGGUGUUCUAUCCAAUGAAUAA
This is a messenger RNA of Saccharomyces kudriavzevii IFO 1802, 1158 nucleotides long. It is a transcript of the gene SCW4, whose product is annotated as putative family 17 glucosidase. The record is from RefSeq and is a predicted model, not a curated record. Gene Ontology annotation, biological process: cell wall organization; carbohydrate metabolic process; translation. Bases 1 to 1158 code for a protein of 385 amino acids. Gene Ontology annotation, cellular component: ribosome; fungal-type cell wall; cell surface. NCBI's taxonomy places the organism in Eukaryota, Fungi, Ascomycota, Saccharomycetes, Saccharomycetales, Saccharomycetaceae. Gene Ontology annotation, molecular function: glucan endo-1,3-beta-D-glucosidase activity; structural constituent of ribosome; 1,3-beta-glucanosyltransferase activity. The transcript has a single exon.